Molecule: messenger RNA, 330 nt
Organism: Neurospora tetraspora
Lineage: Eukaryota; Fungi; Ascomycota; Sordariomycetes; Sordariales; Sordariaceae
Exons: 2
Coding region: 19-330 (103 amino acids)
Source: RefSeq, a predicted model, not a curated record
UAUGCAACAAGGCCUGUAAUGCUCAACAAGGCCUGUUGCGCCCCUUAUAUUCCCGCUGCGGUAUCGACGUACACCGUCAUCGUCGAAGCCAUUGUCGGUACCCCCGUCGUAUUCCUUCACGACGACCAUAGGUACCCAACCGGCUUGUGGGCCGUAGAACGUGCCCCAAUUGCAUGCACCGCCCUCAGAGGGCCCUCGGCCAGCACUGUCAACGGUGCUUCAACGCUGCCCAUGGCAUUCCGAACCCUCCCGAGGAGAAUGGAGCGAUCCAUGAGGGCAUGGCGGAGAUUGCGCAAGAAGGAUGUCAGUGGGUCCCGAUUUGGUUUGUAA